Messenger RNA from Dimorphilus gyrociliatus, 2408 nucleotides. The record is from the annotation of a GenBank genome assembly. NCBI's taxonomy places the organism in Eukaryota, Metazoa, Annelida, Polychaeta, Dinophilidae.
AAUUUCCAUUAGAUACCGAUUGUAUAGCGGAGAAGUAACAUUGGAUAAGCGAUUUUUUUAUACUAUAGUUGAUUUUAAUACUCUUAUUCUACGUACUUUUAAUAUUACGUGAAAAGACUUGAGUUCUAUGUAGUCAGAAUCUCUGACUAAUUUUUAAAAUAAGGAAUAUUUGCAGUUUUCCUUCCUUCUUCACUAUAUUUUUUACAAAUAUAUUUCAUAUAUACAAACUCUCUCUCAAUAUAUAUAUAUAUAUAAUAUAUAUAUAUAAAUAUUGUUAUAUCUUCCUCUCAAUUUCUCUCUUCUACUAAGAGUAAAACAGGUAAGAAAUCAUAAAAUUUGUACUUUGAACGGACGCUUGAUAACAAAAUUUUUUUACCUGAAAGAAAUUUAUCGAGCCGAUAAACAAUAUAAAAUACGAUAACUAGAUCUGACCUAUGGAUAAGUUUUGGUUUAUUCUGCCCUUCAUCUUCAAUUUUUACCUUUCAGAUGUCCUGCUACAAGAAAUUCAAUUUCCACCCACAAUUGUUAACCAUCCGGCUCGUCUAAAAGUUUACGCUGGUAGGGAGGAUCUUAAUAUAAAUUGUGGAGCGAAAGGUCCUAAUGGUGAUCUAGUUGGACCAAGCGGAAAGCUUGAUUAUGAAUGGUACCACAGGAAAAGUGAACAGGAUCCAUGGGUAAAGAUUAACAUUAUCGGAGAAGCUGGUUGGGCUUGGACUUCUGAGAACGAUAACGGAAAUAUCAGAAUCAAACAGGAAAUUGUUUCAGAUGAUCGGGCCAAAUAUUCGGGAGAAUAUCAAUGUAUUGUGUCUCUUGACAAUCACUAUAAAGUUAAAUCUAGUAUUGGUCUACUUGUCUACUACGCAAUUCCUCUCACAAGUAACACUCCUGUUCAUUUGGAUAUAAAUCGACACACGCACUUCAUUAUUGAACCAAAAUAUAUAAAACUUGAUUGUAAUUUAAUUGAAUGUCAAAAUUUUCGUAUAAGACCUAAAAUUGAAGGCAAACCUGAUCCUGGUGUCUUCCGCUCUUCUCGAAUGGUUUAUGAUAGAGAAACUGGUCAUUUUAUAGUAAUGCGAGCUGAUUCAGAAGAUCAUAACAGACGAUUUCAUAUACUUUUUGAUUUUAUUGAAUCAAGUGUAGGUGAAACAAAUGACCCACGUGAUAUUAGAAUUACAGGCGAUCAAAGUAACAUCAAUAACGAUAUUAUUUAUCAUACAACAACAAAUAAUAACAACCAGAACGAAUUUCAUCGUUUUUCUAAAGAAGAUAUUUCAUUUACUUGUGCCGUAAAAGGAAACCCCCUUCCCACUCUAACCUGGUCAAAAGAGAAUGGUAAUAUACCAUCAAAGGCUGAUAGGAGUGAACGAUACCGUCUAAAGAUAGGUGAUCUUCAACCUGGCGACUCGGGAGUUUAUAAAUGCUCCAUCGGAUCUGGAAUUGAAAAAACAUUCUCUCUUAAAGUAGAAGAUUUCUUCGAUUUCGAGGAUAAACCUGAAAACCAAAAUGCUAGUGUUGGUGACACGAAUAUACAGUGGAAAUGUAGAGGCACGCCUGGCCAGCACAACUAUGAAUUUAACGUUAAUGGAGAAAAACCUGUUAGUGACUUUUAUGUUGCAAACAACAUCAUGAAGUUGGAGAAGGUAGAGAGAACUCAUGAAGGAGUAAUUCAAUGUAAUAUCAAUAAACCAUCGACAAGGGAAAGUAAAAGUUCAUCAGCCUACUUUCUGGUCUUUGAUAAAACAACAAUAACUGCUAAAAAUGAAGCUGAAAUUAAUGUUACUCAGGAUAUGGAUGAGGUUAAACUAGAAUGUAAAGUUUCAGUAGAUGGUAGAUUGCCAUUUUCACUAGAGUGGUAUAAAGAUGGGAAAAAACUAGAGAUAGAUGGAAACACAUUCAAGAUCGAAGGAGCUGAUAAUAAAGAGAAGAAUCUAAUAAUUGAUGCAAAAAGUAAAAGUAUAUUCGGUAGAUACCGAUGUAAAGGAGAUAAUGGAUAUUCUGAAGAUUUUUCGGAUGAAAUUUUGUUGUAUCAAGGUGUUCCAACACCAGCUCCUGUUGUGCAAAAAAGUGCAUUUCCUUGGUGGAUAUUUGCAAUAAUAGCCGGGGCUCUUAUAUUCUUUAUUGUCGUUUUAUGCAUUUGUUUAUAUAUACAGAGAAACAAAGGUGAGGAAUACAAAGUCGACUUAUUGGAGAGAAAACAAGGAUUGGAUCCUGAAGCUGAAUUAAGAGCAGAAGAUUUUAAAGAGUAUCAAAGACCGGAUGAUUCGAAACCUUUGUAUGAUGAACCAUUCAAGAUUCAUACAUCGGAGGAAUCUCUUGAGGAAUACGGAGAGGAAAUUCGUGAAGAUGGAUCAUUUAUUGGCGCUUAUAAACCUCCGAGAAAUAAUUAUAAUAGAGACACAGACGUCUAG